AAAGAAAAGAAAAGAAAGAAUUACGGUACGACAACUGCGCGCCCAGUCCGGCAUCGCGUUGGCAGGAAAAGCUUGGUGUGGCGAACCCAAAGCGGGAACAAAACAUACGAAAAACACCCACAAUUCUCCACCCCGCAAGAUGUGGACAAGCUAAGUGGAUGAUGACCACCACAGACCGAGGUAAAGGGGUGGAGGAGGGGGGAAAAUGGUGGGGCGGCAGCGGCAGCAGCAGUGGCGGCAGUGGCAGGGGGCUGCACCGACACCUCCAUUGACCCACCCCCCCCUCCUCCACUUCCUCUUCCAACUCCAACUCGUCUUCGGCCUCCAUCCCCCCCAGUGGAGUGAUGGUGCCGGGCGGGCCAAAGGGACCUGAUGGCACUGUUAUUGAGGAGGUAAUGACAGCUGUGGUGGGCAAGAAGCAGCCAGUGCGAGGCCAGGCAUUCCGGGCACCCAACGGGGGAGUACGUGUCCUACUUGUGCACAGAUGACAGCACACUCUACAGGCCUGGAGAUUCGGUUUAUAUAGAGAGCCAACGUGUUGACCAGCCCUUCUUCAUCUGCUCAAUUCAGGAGUUCAGACGCAGCAAGCGUGACAAUCUCAUGGUAAACAUCAAGUGGUUCUACCGGCCCUCGGAGGUGCCGGAGACAGUGUACCAGCGGCUGGCACAGGACCGCAACACUGAGAAUACACCGUCACUCCCAGAUAACAAGUCGCUGGUGACUGACGACCCGGUGAUCAAGUCGCGGGAACUGUUCAUCUCAGACGCCACAGACACAUACCCUGUGUCUGUGCUGCGGGGAUUGUGCCGGGUGGACCACUACUCCGACAUCCACUCUGUCAGGGACUUCCUGCCUGAGGACAACUCCUUCUUUUACAUCCUGGGAUACAACCCAGAGACGCGGCGGCUGGCCUCCACACAGGGGGAGAUCCGCGUGGGACCUUCACACCAGGCCAAACUGCCCGAGUUCAAGGGCAAUGUAAUAGUGGAUGAGCGGCCAGAGGUGUGUGCCGACUGGGAGGAGCAGCGGUGGGUUCCUGGGGCAUCCCGAGACACUGAUCUCCUGAUGUACCUGAGGGCAGCACGAUCCAUGGCAGCAUUCGCUGGCCUGUGUGACGGAGGCUCCACCACAGACAGGUGUAAUGCAGCCUCCAGGGACGACACUACUAUCAAUGCUUUGGAGAUGCUACACAACAGUGACUACGACCAUGGCAAGGCCCUACAGGCACUGGUCAAGUGUCCUGUACCUGAUGGCAUUGAGAAGAAGUGGUCGGAGGAUGACAGGAAGCGGUUCAUGAAGGGCCUGAGGCAGUAUGGCAAGAACUUCUUCAGGAUCCGCAAGGACUUAUUGCCCCACAAAGAAACAAGUGACCUGGUGUCCUUCUACUACCUGUGGAAGAAGACCCCCGCAGCAGCUGGCCACAGACCCCACCGCCGCCACCGCCGCCAAAAUGUGCUGCGGCGGAUACGGACACCCCGGGCACAGCGCAACACAGGCCCCAGUGACCCCCUGGACCCCUCCUCAGCCUCAGAGAAGGACGACGACUCUGAUGACUCAGACUCUAAGGACCGUCAGGGUUACCACUGCCGCCACUGUUACACUACCUCCUCCCGUGACUGGCAUCACGCCGGGAAGGACAAGCAGCUGCUGUGUUAUGAGUGCCGUAUACACUUUAAGCGCUACGGGGACCUGCCUGUCAUCACCAACCCUCGGGAGCCUCCACCUGGCUCUGGACGUCCUCCACCCACGCCCACGGAGGAAGACUUGCGGAUGAGGACCCGCACUCGCUCCAAAGAGAUCAGCACGAGGCACCGUGCUGCCCGUCGGUCCCGAGCCAACACGCCGGAUAUCACAGAUGAGUGCCCCACACCAGACAGGAGGACACCCGACCGACGGACACCAGACCGCAGGACUUCAAGACUGUCCAACUCACCAGCUCCAAAGAAGAUGGAGGACAAAAAUCCCCAGCGGGUGAAGCGUGCCAUGGGCUCUGACGAUGCCUCAGGCUCCUCCACCCCAAGCAAGAGGAGGCGGAAUGGUGGAGACAUGUCUGGGUUGAGUUCUGAGGAGAGCUCUGAUGAAGGGGAUGGAUGCAGUGGUGAUCCCAGCUCUCCUUCCCCCAUGAACCCCUCCACCCCCACCCCACAACUGAUGCCUGUCUCAACCCCACAGCCUGAAGCUCCUGUCCCCUCCCCUGCCUCCCAGCAUCCCCCCCACCCCCACCACCACAUCCACUGUCACUGCAACCACAACUACCACCACCACUCCUGCUACUACUGCUGCUACCACUCCUCCUCCAACCACCACCUCACUGCCCCCAAUCACUCCCACAGCCUGCUCCACCAUCACCACUGCUACCACUACCACAACUGUAACCACCACCACCACCUGCAUCCCUACUCCUACCCCAGCUUCCAUUCCUCCUGCUACUACUAUUGCCACAUCUCCAGCUGUCACAGUCACUGUUCCUGCUGCUCCCCCCUCUUCCACUGCAACUGUCCCACCUCCUCCUCCCCCCCUCCCUCCACCCCAGCUCACCUCCUCCCCCUGUCAUCAUCAGUCUCUCCCUCCUCUGUCCCACCACCCCCCAAAUCAAGGCAGCUGGUGCCUGCAGGAUCUCUGUGGCCCAUCUUGCCCCCCUCCCCUGCUUCCAUCCCUGUCACCACCACAACCACCACCACAGCCACCACCACCACUACCACCCCUUUGGCCCCAACCACCCAGGUCACCCCCACCUGGAGCAGCAUGGUGCAGGCCCCACUGGUAUCCACUGCCUUACCCCGCCUCUCCCCUGGUGGCCCUGUACCUCCACCUCCCCCAGCCCACUCUGGCUCUGCCAUCCAGCCUCAGGUGAUCACCCGAAUCUCCACCGCCCCAGCACCCCCACCCACCCAGGCCCCACCCUCCACCCCAGGCAAACCCCUUGCUGUUCCCCCUGGGGUGCCCAUCACUGGACCAGGUGUUAUGGGGCCAGGCCUGGGUCGGCCCGGGAUGGGUGCCUGCCGGGUGGUGCCUCAGUCUGUGCCUCCUGCAGUGCCCCCGCACCUCAGCCCUGACAGUGGUGGCUCCUGUGGCACCAGUGGGCCCCUCCCCACCCAUCAGUGCUGCACCCAGCCCCCUGCGUCCCACCUCCAGCCUGGAGGAGCGGGGUUCAGUGGUGCGUGCUCCUGUCAGCAGUGUGCCCCACAGUGUGGUGGCCCCACAGACCACAGCUCCCACACCUAUCUCACACGACAAGCCCCCUACCAGCCCCCAGCCACCUCUGCCACACUGUCUGUGGCCAGCACUGUGCCGGGUACUUACCCAGCCAGUGUGGCAGCUGCUUUGUCUCGGCCACCACUCAUCUCUACCUCAGGCAUGCUCCCCCAUCCCCCAACUGCCCCCAUCAAGCCUGAGCAGAUUAAAAGGGAGGCUGAGCCGCCCUUCAGGCCAGACAAGAUCAAGUAUGAGCCACCAGCCCCACCCGGCCCCCACCAUCCCAGUUCCUCCCUGCCACCCCCCCUUGAAGUGUUCAAGGGGGAGGUGCCCAAGGUGGAGCCCAAGGUGGAGGUGAAGCAGGAGCGCGGUGACCGUCCAGAGAUCAUCGCUGAGAUCAAGUCUGAGCCCAGGAAUGAGAUGUCCAAGCUAACCCCCAUCACCUGCUCUUCUGGCCUGCCCCCUGCCAGCCUGGGCUCCCUUCCUGUCAGCCUUUCCUAUGGCUACCCUCUGCCCCUGCAGUACUCCUAUCCCGGCCCAGGUCAUCCCCGCACCACAGCAUCGACCCUUCACCGACCACAGUCUCCAUCGCAACGCCCAAGCAGUACUGGCUCCUCUGCCCCGCCACCCUCUGUGUCCUCCAGCCGUGCCUCACCCCCUGCACCCAUCUCCACCACCAUCUCCUCCUCCACCAUCACCACCUCCUCCACCACUACCAAGCCCUCCACCAUCCCUGGUGCCUAUGCCCCACCUCACCUGGGCCCAGCCAUGUUUGGGGGCCGGCCAGGUGUUCCUACCCACCUCUCCUCCCCCAGCAAGCUGCCAACUAGUCAGCCACCGGCAGCCCCACCACCAGGGUUGAGACCUCCUGGCCCUGCAGUAGGCCUCCCUGGCAUGUCACCAGGGCUACCCCCAGGACUGCCCCCUGGCCUGUCAGCUACUUCUGCAGGACAGCCAGCCCUGCCCACUCCCCCAGCAGCCCACACAGGACCAGUGCCUGUCAAUCUUUCACGAUCCUCCACUCCUGCAGCCAGCCAGCCCCCAACCACUCAGGCCCUGCCUGCCACAGUGCCCCCCAGCCACCCAUCCUAUCCUGGAGGUCCUCCCUCCACCCUGGGCCCCACCGCCACCCAGCAUGACGAGGAACAUGAUGAUGGGGACGACGACCUUCCUCUCCACAGGGAGCCGUCACCAGAGCCUAAGAUUGAGGACUCUGAGUUCCACCGCUCGGAGAGUGCUAUUUUUCUGCGUCACUGGAAUCGCGGCGAGUUCAACUCUUGCACUCGAACUGACCUUACCUUCAAGCCGGUCCCCAACAGCCAGCUGGCCCGGAAGAGGGAAGAGAGGCUGAGGAAACAAGCAGAGAAGGAACGAGAGGAGAGGGGAGAAGAUACAGGUGGGUUAAGGAAGAGGAGAACAGGAAAUAGACAGAGGAAAGCUAGCAGCAGCACACCAGACAAGAGGGAGACACCAAAAUCUUCAAGCUCUGGGGAGGGAAGCUCUUUGUAUGACCGCAUGCAGCCCAGGAACCCCAUCGACACCCCAGCCCUCUCCAGACUAGGGGAGUAUGCCCGUUCCCCUGCUGGUGUGUCUCCGGGUGCAGCUCGUCCCCCUGGUCUGGGCCUUCCUUCUGGUCUUGGGGCAGCACCCCCACCUGGCCUGGAUCCCUUGCUGCACUAUGGCAGCAUGCUAUACCCCUCACCAGCCCCACAGGAGCGCCUGGAGUUAGAGGCACGGGAGCGGGAGCUUAGGGAACUGAGGGACCGGGAGCUGCUGACAGACCGCAUCAAGCAGGAGAUGCUGAAGCGGCCCCUCAACCCAGCCGACCCCGCCUACCCCCAUGGCCUGUCCCCACACUGGCUGAGUGGGGCGCGCUUCCCUGGCCUGGCUCCACCAGUGACCCUGCCCUCGGGUUUCCCACACAGCCACCCCCUCUACCCCCCCAGCCCUUCGGUGUCAUCGGCCAUGAUCGCCAACGAGCGGGACAGACUGGAGCGCCUCGGUGAGUACCCCAGCAGCCCCUCCCUCUGUAGUACUUCUUGUAGGACCUUCUGCAUCAUGGUGGAGCAUGGAGGCAGGACAAGCUGUGUGAGCCGCACGGUGUCGGAGGUGACCCGCCUCGGUGUGAAGCGGUGCCGUGCUGUGCUGCUGUGGUUGCCAGCCACCACCCUGGGCCUGACCGGGGCCGCUCCUCCCUCGGACAGCCCCCUGACCGUGUCCUCUGUGGAGCGGCUCGCCCUGGCUGACCACAUGCAUCGGCUGCAGAUGUUCAACGAAGUUCAUGCCCAUACUCACUCCCACGCCCACACCCACCUGCACCUUCACCCAGGAGCAGCAGCAGUAGCAGCAGCCGGGUAUCCUCCUCGACCACUGCUGCGGCCAGGUGACCACUCCCCCCACCAGCUGCCCCCAGGUUACCCUCCCCAGAGCCACCACGCCCUGCUGGGGAGGCCGUAUGAGGAGCUGGCACAUAUCACAGCAGCCCACGCACAUGAACUACAGCGGCAGAUGCUGUUAGAGAGAGAGCGCUUCCCACACCUUGCGCCGGGAGGACCCUUCAGGCCAGAGUAUGGGCAUGGGCGCUAGGAGACCCCAGCCACUUCCUGUUAGUGGACACCAACAUUGAACCAUUGAUCACAGAAACCUUGGCAGCUGGGGUCUCAAAGCAGAUCCAAGGAACAAUACUAGGAUUACCUUUGAUGCAUCUAAAGGACUAUGGACUGUGUGAAAGGUGUGGCCAUCCCUCACACCUCCUCCCAGUGACACUUAGGGGACAAAUUAUAAGGGUGUUCAGGCAUGGGUGAGGAAGGACAUCGAGGCAGCCGUGCCCUUCAAUCUGCCUUCUUAGGGCCCCCACUGAGCAGUACGGGUGCAGUUUACAUUAGGUUUGCUCUCCUUCCUUUCUGCUGUUGUAUAAUGCUGCUCUUAUUAUUUAUUUGUCUUCAGGGUUGUUUUGCAAUCAUUAAGGGAAGCGACUUAGAGGAUGAGGUUUGUUAGUAAGACAUGAGUACCUUAUAGGAGAGGUUGUAAUGUUGCACUUGUUAUGAUUUUGAUUAUCAUCGUCUUAUCAUCAUCUUACCAUGAUUACCUCUGUGCUACAGAAAGUAAAAGAUCUACUGCUGUCUGUACUUCCCUUGCUCAUAAGAUGAAAGACAAUGAGGUUUGCAGCCCUCUCACUUGUCUCAGAAAGAUUAUAAUUAUUGUUAUCAUUGUGAUUCUAUAUUAUUAUUAUUAUUAUUAUUAUUAUUAUUAUUAUUAUUAUUAUUAUUAUUAUUAUUAUUAUUAUUAUUAUUAUUGCUACUACUACUACUACUACUACUACUACUACUACUACUACUACUACUACUACUACUACUACUACUACUACUACUACUACUUUUGCUGCUACAUUAUUAUUUAUUCUGUGACAAAGACAUUAGAAAGAAUUUGGUGCAAUGUCUGAAGUUAUUUGCAACUGUUAGUUGAUUGGUUGGUGUGAGUCACAUGGCUUGCUUGUGUGUGUGUGUGUGUGUGUGUGUGUGUGUGUGUGUGUGUGUGCAUACCUAUGCAUGUGUUUUGACUCUUUAGGGAACUGAGUCCAGCUUGUGUCUCAUGUUUUAGUAUGGUUUUAUCACAUAUAUAUAUAUAUAUAUAUAUAUAUAUAUAUAUAUAUAUAUAUAUAUAUAUAUAUAUAUAUAUAUAUAUAUAUAUAUAUAUAUAUAUAUAUAUAUAUAUAUAUAUAUUUUAUUUUUUAUUUUAUUUUAUUUUUUCUUUAACUGAAGGAUUUGACACAACUUCUCGUAAUAUAUUCCACUGAUCUGUUUGAAAUGUCCAGAAAGCUGAAUUUACUCACUUUGUGUGUGUGUGUGUGUGUGUGUGUGUGUGUGUGUGUGUGUGUGUGUGUGUGUGUGUGCAUGGGUGGGUGGGUGUGUUUGUGAGAGAGAGAGUAGUAUUGUUGAGCACAUACAUAGUAUUUCCAUGAGAUAUUGAUAGGUUUGCAGGUGUUUGUCAUUUUCUGUGUAACAUCCUUGGCACGAAGCAAGCAUGUGUGUUGAUACCUUGUGUCAGGGAAACACAGGUGGCAGUUCAAGUUGUUCAUGAAUACACACACACACACACACACACACACACAACAGUAAAUAGAGAGCUAUAUUAGUCUACUCUAAUGUAACUUAUCAGUACCAUACUUUAUAAUCUUAAUUGGAAAACAUAUCACAGCACCAAGCCCAUAGGGAGGUAGUGGUGCUGAGGGCAACUGAACCAAUAUAAACCAAAAUAUUGUAGUUACUAGGCUAGUUAUUCCAUUUGUUAGGUCUUGUGAAACCCUCGGCCCUCCCCUGCGUGUGUGUGUGUGUGGAGGGCUGGCAGGCAAUGUUUUAAGGCCAGAGGCUGAAAGUGAUUUUGUAUUUCAACAAGUUGUUGUACUGUGGAGUGGCAGUGUAAAUAGAGCUGCUGGCAAUGAUGCACUUGUCUGCCAUUUGGUUUUCUUGCUCUUUAUUUUUUGUUUAACCUCUCACUUUCAUCAAAGGAAAUCCCAGUUCUUAUUUAUAAAAACAAAAAUAUUGAUUUCUGGUCUGUAACCAUUAGUUGUACCUAUGUAUAUACUGAGGUCCUCCACAACCAAAAUUGUUGACACCAAGCAUGAAUUCAUAGCAUCUGUGAUGCUUGCGUGCCGCUGGCUGGCAGGCACGGCAACGACACCUGGUUGAGCCGACCGAUGACCACGGCAGACCCUCAGGCAGUGAGUCACCCCCGCCGCCUGCUGCUGGGUGUGGCGGUGUCCUACAAACACUACCAUACAUCCUGUUCCUAUAGCACAUAAUCACUCAAGCCUGGACUCAGAAUUAGUACUAUUUGCACUUUUUUACUGACAGAAGCCUUGUGUAGUUGUUAAGGUCAAAGCAAUUGAUCACUUGUUGACUUAAUGUACAGCAAAGUUGUCAAGAGUUCAAAUGUGCAGUUCCCUUGGUUUUUGUUGUGUAGCAUUUUCUAUCACAAAUCACAAAUGUCAAAAAUAUAUACCUAUAAAUACUAUCUAUAUAUAUAUAUAUAUAUAUAAAUUACAGAAGUGCAAAUGAAAAAAAAAUUAAAGCAAACACUGCAUUCCUAUUUCCCUACAAGUGUUUCAAAAUUCUCUCCAUGGAUCAGUGACUCCUACACAUCAGCUCACACACCACUGCCUUGAGGCACUCACCACUCAGGCAUACACAAGCCUGUUGAGCUCAGGGACUGGCAUGCUUUGCCCUGGACAUCCUCAUCUGCAUUAACACUAUUUGGUCCUAUGAACUUGAGCACAAUCUAGCUCUUCCAUACUCCUCCCAGAAUAUUGGAUCAUUAUGUGUACAAGGUUCAUUAUUGGCUGUGGUACAUGUCAGUCAUGGUCAGAAAUCAAGCAGCGUGGUGUGCUCACUUUCCUUGUGUUUUCUGUUUUCCUCAAUGGUAAGUCUCCUGAUCUCAGUCUCCUUACAAAACCUGACAAAGUUUUUAGAAGAUAAGAGGGCAUGAUAUUGAGGGAAAAGUUUAAGCAUAUUAGAAGUAAGUGACUGAUUACUUGACUUCUAACCAUAACUGCAACCUUUAUUAUUUAUCAUGAUUAGGUGGUCCUCCAUUGGCUUAUAAAUACUAUUAAUAAGAACCAUAAGUCCCCAGCUGCUAACAUUUUUCUGUGCUGGACUUCUAUUGGCUGCCAGUCCUGGUCCCCUCAAAGCAGUGGAUGUCUUUUUGAUCCUCAAUUUCCUACUGUGAUAAACACAAUAAGACUGCCUGGUGCACAGUGCCAUGGCUGUACUGUGCUGCUGCUCCCCAUCCACCUCCCCUCUUCCUAUUCCUCCUCUUUUCUGCCUCCUCUUCCCCCUCCCUGGCUGCUCCCUCACCAGGAAGUCUGGAGGAGUCGUCACCGCCACCCUGCACACCUCACUGUCAGGCCUCGUGCUCCACCCUCUCAAGUAGUGUAGGACUUUUAUAUAUCGGUGUGAUGCCCUUUCUACACAUGCAUAUGUAUUUCAUUUACACAGUCAUAUCAUGAUGACCUCUUUGGUACUAUUUUUUAAAACUUGCUUUCACUAGAUGUAUAUAUGAAAAUAAAUUAGUAGUAAUUUUUA
Molecule: messenger RNA, 9275 nt
Organism: Scylla paramamosain (green mud crab)
Lineage: Eukaryota; Metazoa; Arthropoda; Malacostraca; Decapoda; Portunidae
Gene: Gug
Product: arginine-glutamic acid dipeptide repeats protein-like
Biological process (GO): regulation of DNA-templated transcription
Cellular component (GO): nucleus
Molecular function (GO): transcription corepressor activity; chromatin binding; sequence-specific DNA binding
Source: RefSeq, a predicted model, not a curated record